ACAUGUACCAACUGGAAGAGCUGUAAGGUCAGUCGCAAGGCUAGGAAUGGAGGCAGGAAGGCAGCCUAUGGCCACUCCCCCCCGGAGACGCCCCCUGGAAGCCUAAGCCCCGCCCCAGCAUGGCGGCCAGAGCCGGGGAAGGGGCGGGGCGCGCCUGGUCACGUGCCCGCGCCGCCGCCGACGUGGCCUCCAGCGGUCGCCCCACGUGUCCCUUGCCGCGUCCCGUCGCCACCCUGCCCUGCGGAUCCGAUCCCAACAUGGCGGCGCCCAGCAAAAGGAGGAACGGCGAAGGCGCGAGCUGGUGGGCUGCGUUGCUCCUGGCGGCUGUGGCGUUGAGGCCGGGGGAGGCGGUGUCCGAGCCCACGACGGUGGCGUUCGACGUGCGACCUGGCGGCGUCGUGCACUCUUUCUCCCAGAACGUGGGCCCGGGGGACAAAUAUACAUGCACGUUCACCUACGCUUCUCAAGGAGGGACCAACGAGGUUAGAAGCCGUGAUCAGCGCGGCCGGGCGCUUCAUAAAGCCAAAAUCAAGGCGGCAGCCGGCCAGCUCUCAUCUCCAGGCUCCUUCGAGUUGUCGGCAGAACUCAGUUCCUCGCCACGUACGACUGAGGUCCCCAUUUCGUGGUGGCUGUUUUCUCCGGCGGCCGGUGGCCGAAGAGGAAAUAAGAUUCGGAACAUAAGAAGGAUGUGAUUCACCCUUGCUGGCUGUGGGGGGGAGCGCGAGGCAAGGAAUGCAGAUGGCCUCUGGGAGCGGAGGGCAGCUCCUGGCUGGCGGCCGGGCUUCAGUCUUCCAGCCGCAGGAACUGAGCUCUGCCCCAAGCACGUUGGGAAGAGUUGGAAAGGGAGUCCAAGCCUCAGAUGGGAGUGCCUUUCGCUGACACCUUGCGUCCGGUCUUGGGAGACGCUGAGUAGGGCCCACCAUACCCAGCUUGUGUCGGGGACCGAGAGCUGCUUAGUGGGCAGUGCAGUGAAGCUGCUAAACUUCCGGUCACACAAGGGUGGUGAGUUGAACGGUGCUCCCCCAGAAGCCACGUUUGCUUCCUAAUCCCUGGAACCUGUGACUUUGACCUUAUUUACGUAUUUAUUUUCGUUUGUUUUUUAACAUGUAUUUUACUUUGGAAAGAUGGACAGAGACAGGAUGUGAGCAGG
Messenger RNA from Prionailurus viverrinus (fishing cat), 1150 nucleotides. RefSeq names its product myeloid derived growth factor (gene MYDGF). Gene Ontology annotation, biological process: positive regulation of endothelial cell proliferation; positive regulation of angiogenesis. The coding region runs from base 120 to 692 and encodes 190 amino acids. Lineage: Eukaryota; Metazoa; Chordata; Mammalia; Carnivora; Felidae. The transcript has 3 exons. The record is from RefSeq and is a predicted model, not a curated record.